Messenger RNA from Alligator mississippiensis (American alligator), 7135 nucleotides. RefSeq names its product uronyl 2-sulfotransferase (gene UST). Lineage: Eukaryota; Metazoa; Chordata; Crocodylia; Alligatoridae. Gene Ontology annotation, cellular component: membrane. The record is from RefSeq and is a predicted model, not a curated record. The coding region runs from base 213 to 1406 and encodes 397 amino acids. The transcript has 8 exons. Gene Ontology annotation, molecular function: sulfotransferase activity.
AGCCCAGCCCAGCCCAGCCGAGCCGAGCGGAGGGAAGCAGAGCCGCCUCGGGGGGCGAGCGAGCGAGGAGGAUGGCGCCCUCCCGCUGCCGCUCGCCCUGCCCGUAGCCGCCCCGCGCAGGGACCGGCCAUGGGGCAGCGGCGGGGCUCCCUGCCCAACUUUCCCGUGCCCGGCCCGGGCGCCGGGGGCAGGAUGCGGGCUGCGGCGUGAGCAUGAAGAAGAAGGAGCGGCCGGAGCCGCCGCCGGGCGGCCAAGGGCAAGGGCAAGGGCCCGGCGGGCGGCGGCGCCGGCCCCUGCCGCUCCUGCCCUUCCUCUCGCUGCGCGACUACGGCUUGUGCAUGGCCGCGCUGCUGCUCUUCUGCCUCGGCUCCCUCUGCUACCAGCUCGGCGGCGGCCCCCCGCGCUUCCUGCUGGACCUCAGGCACUAUCUGGGAAAUUCCACUUAUUUGGAUGACCAUGGACCUCCCCCUCGGAAGGUACUUCCUUUCCCUAGCCAAGUGGUGUACAACAGAGUUGGAAAGUGUGGGAGUAGAACUGUGGUUUUACUUUUGAGGAUCCUCUCAGAGAAACACAGGUUCAACCUAGUCACAUCUGAUAUACAUAACAAAACUAGACUGACCAAAAGUGAACAGAUGGAACUGAUUAAAAAUAUAAGCACUGCUGAGCAACCCUAUUUAUUCACUAGACAUGUUCAUUUCCUCAACUUCUCAAGGUUUGGAGGAGAUCAGCCAGUGUACAUCAACAUUAUUAGAGAUCCGGUCAACCGAUUUUUAUCCAACUAUUUUUUUCGGCGAUUUGGAGACUGGAGAGGGGAACAGAAUCACAUGAUCCGUACUCCAAGCAUGAGACAAGAAGAAAGAUAUCUAGACAUUAAUGUAUGUAUUCUUGAAAAUUAUCCUGAGUGUUCCAAUCCCAGGUUAUUUUACAUCAUACCAUAUUUCUGUGGACAGCAUCCAAGAUGCAGGGAGCCUGGUGAAUGGGCCCUUGAAAGAGCAAAAUUGAACGUGAAUGAAAAUUUCCUGCUUGUGGGGAUUCUGGAAGAGUUGGAGGAUGUGCUGCUUUUACUGGAAAGAUUCUUACCUCACUAUUUUAAGGAUGUGCUCAGCAUUUACAAAAACCCAGAACAUAGGAAACUUGGCAAUCUGACUGUGACAGUGAAAAAGGCCGUCCCUUCUCCAGAAGCCCUCCAGAUUCUCUACCAGCGCAUGAGAUAUGAAUACGAAUUUUACUACUACGUCAAAGAGCAGUUCCACCUGCUAAAGCGCAAGUUUGGACUUAAAUCUCAUGUCAAUAAGCCACAUCCCAGACCAGAAUUUUUUAUUCCUUCUCCUCUGGAAACUGAAGAACCAAUAGAUGAAGAGGAGGAAGAUGAUGAAAAAUGGCUAGAGGAUAUCUAUAAAAGGUGAUAGAAGCACCAGGCUUUUCUCCGGUGACCCCUUCAGCUUUCUUAAGAUUUUUUUAUUAUUAAAAAUAAUUCCUUAAGGAACUGGGUUAAUGCGCAGAAGCAUUUAAAAUAAAACAAGCAAACAUUCCCACAUGUUGGGGUGAUUGGAAAAUACCCGGUUUUGCGGGUGUUAUUUGUUUAGAUUUAUUAUACUUUCCUUGGCUCAGUAGGAUCCCAGGUAAGAAAUAAUUUAAGACAGAACCAUCUAUUUUCUUGUCACAAAAUAACUUUUGCAGUGUAUAGUAUUGCUCUGUACACUGCCUGUUCGCAAAAUACUAGCAGAAGCGUGGAUCACAUUAGACAUCAUUUACAAAGUAACUGUCAUAAAAUCUCUCUCAGUAAUAAGUCUUAAUACCAUGCCUAUUGUUACUGCAUUGAGUACAAAUGGUAACAAUAGCUCUAAUCAUAUGACAACAUUUUACGUUCAAAGUGUAUUGGAUUAAAAACAAAUUAAGUAGUCACUCCUGAGCAGGCUUCAGUAGGAAGAGUACAAUCUGGUCUUCUAGCAAAGUGUAUUCAUGGAGAGAAACCAUUAAAGAAUCCUGCUAACUAGAAAAGCACAAAGAAACAACAGAGUGAGCAGAUAUACCAGUGGAGCUGAUUGAUAUGGCUGGAUGAAAGGCCAAGGAGAUGGCAUCAUGCAAAUUUGGUAAUUUUGGUUCUGCAGCUGUAAGUGUUGCUUUAAAGGGAAAAGUUUAGCACAUUGUCUUUAUCCUAAAGGCAAUAAAUUGUAUACUGUUACCAUACCUAUACUGAGACACAGAGGAGCUAAAAAUGAUGUGUAUCUUCUUCCUUUAGCAUAAGCAACAUUUCUGUGGCUAUAAUUUUUAUAAAGCUCUACAUUUAAAACAAGUAACAGAAUUACAGUGCAACAUAAGUAAUGAUGGUCUAAAAGUAUGGCUGGAUGGGACUUCAGGAGGUCAUCUAAUCCAAUCCCCUGCUCAAGACAGGAUCAUCCCAGUCUAAACCAUUCAAGUCAAGUGUUUACCUAACCUGCUCUUGAAAACUUCCAACCUUCUAGGUAACCUGUUCCAGUGUUUAUGCACCUUCAUAUUAAGAAAAUUCUUCCUAAUAUCUAAGCUAAAUUUCCCUUGCUGCAGUUUAAAACCAUUGUUCUUUGUCCUAGCCCCUGCAGCCACAGAAGAUAGAUUAUCGCCCUCAGAUUUAUAAACACUCUUCAAGUAUUUGAAAACUGUUGUCAAAUCCCACAUCAGCCUUUCAUCCUCUAAACUAAAUUAUUCUUGUUAUUUUGGCCUUUCCUCAUAAGUGAUGUUUCCAGACCUUUUCUCAUUUUUGUGGUCCUCUGCUGGACUCUUUAUUUGCCCAUGUCUUUCUUGAAGUGCUGUGCCCCAAACUGGUCAUGGUACUCCAGCAGAAGUUUCACUUCUCUUGACUUGCAAAUAACAUUUCUGUUAAUACAACCCAGCAUGCUAUUGGCUUGUUUGCAACAAGAGCACAUUGUUGGGUUGUGUUCCAUUUUUGGUUCACUGUAGACCCUAAGUCCUUUCUGAUAGUACUUCAACUUAGCUGGUCAUUUUUUUGGUUCAUAUCUGUGCAUACAAUUGCUUUUUCCCAAGUGCAGGACUUUGCACUUUGUCCUUACUUAGUUUUAUUAGAUUAAUUUUGGACCAUUUCUCCAGUUUAUUAAGAUUAAUUUGAAUCCUUAUCCUAUCCUCCAAAUUGUCUGCACCUCCACACAGCUUGGAGUCAUCCACAAAUUUGCUAAGUGUGCACUCAGUCCCAUCCCUUACAUCAUUAAUGACUACACUGGACCCUGGGGACCCCCACUUUGAUACUUCCUUCCAACUAAUCAGGCUCAUCAAACCAGUGAUAAUUAUUCUUUUAUAACAGUGAUCCAACCAGUAAUAUAGCUACCUUAAAAUUCUUUCAGACAGACUUUACUUUCUUAGCUUCUUUAUCUUGAGAGGUCUGAUUAUAUAUCUUAUGUAUCACAUAAUAAUAAAAUAAAACAACGGGAAAAAGAAUAUCCAUAUAGCAGUAAAAAACAAAAUUAAAUAAUAUGUUGUUAGACAUUGUGCAUACAUUGGAAAACAUUGUGACUAAGUACAGACCAUCAAGAAGCCCAAGGCUGAAUCAAUUCAGUCUUUGCAGGUUAGUCUAAACUGCAGAGAUUCAAUUGAGAAACAACUAGACAGACAUUCACUUUUGAUUCAGGAAAUGCAGCCACAUGUCUGCAAUGGCUCAGGCCAGAAGCCGGAGGGUGCUUAGAGCAUGGCUUUCUGGCACACAGCCAGCCUGGGCUGUAGGUUUGCUUCCUCUUUCUCCUGCCCCUGAGGUCUCUGGGACCUACAUUCCAUAAUUACAGUAGUAGGACUCUGCAGAGUUGCUCAUCACUUCCUCUUCCUGCUUCCAGAUGCCUCUGGGAUUUAUAGUCCACAGUCACUGCCAGCAGUAAGUUUAACAGAGCAGGGCAGCUUUGUACUCAGGGGAAGGGAAGUUUAACCCCACCCUCCCUGGUCCCAGACUCCAGUUGGAGUUUGCCUAGGGGAGACAGUCCCUGCCUCCCACUCCCUCCCCGCUUCUCUGCUGGAUCAGAUAGCACAGCCCAGGCCAGGGCUGCAAAGCAUGCUGGGAUGCUGGGGGACUGUGAUUUAACUUGAACCAGGAAGGGGUCUGGGACAGAAGUUUCAUAAACUGUUUAACCCAAAUCAGUUAAGUCUGAUACUGCAUUCAGUCAGGUUUAUCUUAAACUAGUUUAGCUAUUUUGAAACUGGUUGAUGAGCACUUAACUUCCAUUCUGUUACAGGUUUAAACCAGUCUCUGAUAAUUUAAACCAGUUUAUGUGUAACUUCUGUCUGUAGCCUGUAAGAGUUUAGCAUUAGUCGCAGCAGUAAGAUGAAGAAACACCAGAAAGUGGACUGAGCAGUGCUAGAUGAAAUGGGAAUGGCUCCAAUAAGUAGCAUAUUUAAGGUACCCCAUUGAUUUCUGGCAAUUUUUGUAAGGUUAUGAACUAGAUUGUUAUCUGGACUAUGUGACCAUACAAGGGAGCAAAUACGUUUCAUGCACUCUAAAGCAGACAACUCAAAUCUUGGGUCCAUGCACAUAGGAAUAACUAGAGCUACUCAUCUAUACAGUCCCUCCUUUGAGCCAAUGUGUGGGGAAUGGAUGGUGCUUUGGCUUUAUGUGUAUAUUUGCUAACCAGAGUAGAUGACCCAGUACAAGGUCAGCAGUAGGAAGCUACUAUAAGGAAGAAAUAGAAGAGGAAUUGUGACUCAGAAGGGUGUGUGCCAGUUAAGAUGUCUCCAAGCAUCACUUUUGGGGUGAUGCAACUUGGGCACCAUACCUUGAACAGGGCUAUGCCUAAAUUCCUGAACUUUUCAUGGCAGUUUUUGCUUCUUCCUUUUGGUGGUUGCUUUAGAGGAGUUCAACUACGUGGAUGUUGUCAGCCAAAUGGUCCUUCAUUUUGAACUAAAAAAGCAAAAGUUAUUUUGUGAUUGAUGAGGUGUGCAUACUGGGCCAAGCUCUGAGGGGCUUUUCGUCCUUCGUGAGCCUGCAAGGAGCCAAUAAAUGUGGUGGACCAUCUUGAUCAACCAAUCAGCCUAUAAUGUACUCAGUUGCAGAGAAUGGAAAUAAAGAAGUGAAAUCGUAUUAAGACAAGAUGAUGAUCUACAAAAAACAUACCUGGAGGGACUUUAUUCUCACGUCUCACAUCCCCGCUUUAUGGUACCAAUGUACUACCAUGAAGAAACAAAUUAAAGAAAGCUGGAGAUGGCAUAGAGAACAACUAACAUAGUAGCUAAAAUAUGAAUCUGCUACAUUGUACAUUUUAAGUGGUUUCUAUGAAAUUACAUUGAAAGAGUAAUGAUUAGUUUACACACUGUGGAAUUGUUGUUAUAUUUUGGAAAGAAAAUUAAUAUUCUCACCUUUUAAAAGUUGUUUGAAUUUUUUUGCCAGUGUCAUGAUGCAAUAAUCAGUCAUUUAACACAUUCACCCUUCCUGCAAGUUCAUUGCCGCUUACUGUAGAGUCUAUUUUUAUCUGUUUAUUUAAUGGUAUUUUCAGCGUUACUUAUAACCUAAAUACAAAACUGUUAAAUGAUUUGUUCGCUAGGUUUUCAUGUUGUUAUAUUUUUCCUAACAAUCAACCUGGCCUCUUCUCAUUGAAUGGUACUUCAUAACUUUUUUUGGCACAUAUGCUUUUAAGAUUCCUGGUCUUACAGCCCAUUUGUAUGUCAUGAAACAUAUUAUAUAUUUUACUUAAAUGUUUAAAAGUACAUUUUAAGCUGGUUAACCUUUGAUUUAUUUAUUAUAAAUUUUCAGCACAUUCCAAAUUCUAAGUUGCUCAGGAAGAAGUCGAUUUAAAUGAUGUUAUUUUGGUCUGAUGGAUAUUUCUUGUUCAAAAACAGAAAUCACUGUUUGUAAGCCUUCAGGCAACAACAGCAUUGUAGGAAGUGCCGUAUAUGUACUUGUAAAUCUUUUUGUGGGGCAAAAAGUUGGGUGCUUGGCAUUUAUGAAAAUAAGAAAACAUAUAUGUACAUUUAGCUUAGCUUUAAAUGGAAACAACGUAUGGUUUGAGAUGAAAUAUUCUUUAAUUUAUUCACUACCCUCUCUUAGAUCCUAAAAUAUAAACAAGCCAUAUGUUUCUUUAUUUUUACUCCAAAAAUAAAAUGUAUAGAGUUCUUCACAGCACCAUAAUCUAUUUGGUUACCCACAUUUUCCUUGUCUGGAUAUAAUGUCCAUAGGUGGCACUUUAUCUGGAAUCUCACCCAGUAGAACAGUAUUUUACACAGCAUGGUGUAUUAUCUAAAGGCCAUACUUCAGCAGAGAGAUUCAGGCAGGAUGUUUCUGGGUGUUUACUCUACCCCUGAAUAGUCUUGAGGCCAAAGGCCAAGUUACUUAACCACCUGAAAAGUGCAGUAAAUACCCAGAAAUGCACUGUCUGGUGAACUUUAUUGCUGUUACAUAGAAUUUAUUUUUUUGCCUAAGGGAAACAGCUUAUGACCCAUGCACUGCAUUUCACUAGACAUUAUAGACAUGGGUAAAAUGCUGUUUCAUAGCCAAGCUAAAAAGUUUCUGUUGUGUUCAAAGCCAUUUCAUAAUGUAAUAGUGAAUUCACACUAAAGAAAAAAUAAAUCAUUGUUAUAGUGCAGCAUUAUGGAAAAAUAAAUUUUAGCUCUAAACCUCAAAUGACAAUGAUAAAUGUUGCAUUUUUGUUAUUUCUCUAAUAUAUAAACUGUUCUAAUGAGACUUGUCUAAGUUGAAAAAUCUAAAAUGUACUCACAGUAAGAGUACUAGUGUAGCAAAACUGAAUGCAUAGAUAAUGAAUGGUACAAUUGAAGUCCUUUGGACAGAAGUUUGUUAGUCUUUUUCUUACCUGGUAUUUGUAAUAAAUUGCUUAGGUUUUGUUGUAUAGUUUGGUAAUCAGUGCCAUGAAAAUAUUAAGCAGAACGAUGAUCUUUGACCAUUGGAAUAUAGAUUUGCUUUGCUUAUUCUAGUUGUUAAAAGCCAUUGAAGUCUGACUCUUACCAAUAUUUAUUGCAGUAAAGCUAACUUCAGUGGAAGGGUGCAACUUUUGUACUGAUGAGGGAGAUCACGUUGAAUGGCAUUUUGGUCACUCCCCCUUCCCUCCCCUCCCACCCCCCCAAAAAAAAAUCAGCAGCUGAUGGCCACCAGAAAGUACAUCUGGAAAAAAAAAAUACUAUACAAAAUAAAGACCUGUAAUUUACAACUACA